Messenger RNA from Myodes glareolus (Bank vole), 2478 nucleotides. RefSeq names its product VCP nuclear cofactor family member 1 (gene Vcf1). NCBI's taxonomy places the organism in Eukaryota, Metazoa, Chordata, Mammalia, Rodentia, Cricetidae. The record is from RefSeq and is a predicted model, not a curated record.
AUGCCUCGGACACCUACACAGGGUCCUGGAAGUUCCCCGUCUGUUUUUUCCCCUCUCCGGACACGCCUCUUCCUAGGGGCGGGGUCGUGGGUGAGCGCGGCCAGCGGCGUCCCCCACCUUGCGCAGCCGCAGGAGGACGGUACCACGGCGCCUGCGAUAUGGGGGGGCGCGGAGGAGACGCCGGAAGUCGCGGUGGUACGGGUCGGUCUGAGGGGUACUCAGCGCCCGCAGCCUCCACCCGCGCGGCGGCCAGAGCCCAGGAAAAGGAGAAGAAAUGGCAAUGAUGAUGACAACCACCUCCCACCCCAGACCAAAAGAAGCAGUAGGAACCCCAUCUUCCAGGACUCCUGGGACACAGAGUCUUCGAGCAGCGACAGCGGUGGGAGCAGCAGCAACAGCAGCAUCAACAGCCCAGACAGGGCCAGUGGGCCGGAGAGCAGCCUGAGCCACAUCACCCCUGGAUCCUGCCCCAGCACCCCCCAGCCGGUGCUGCCUGAGCAGUCUGCACUGUGCCAAGGCCCUUACUUCCAUAUCAAUCAGACCCUGAAGGAGGCCCAUUUUCACAGCCUACAGCACCGAGGCCGGCCUCUGACAUGAUGCUCCGGCAGUUUCUUGCCUUCUGUGAAGGGACAGCACUGUGCAGAUUGAAUAUUUCAACUUAAUGAUUUGUUUUUAAAAGUUGCACACAGAAAAAAAAAAUGCCUGUUGGCUUUCAGUCUAUAUUUGAGUAUUGGGUCAGCAGGCAGCUGUUUACUUGGGGUUUUGCUGCAUUAUUGCAAUUUCAAAGGGGCUUGGGAGCAAUUUUUUAUAGGAUUCUUUUGAGAGAGAGCAUCAAGUCCAUGUCAUGGCAGUGUUUGAGGAAAUCUCUGAUUUCCACAUCUGUCAGUAAGACAUACUGUAUGUAAGAGCCUCUUAAAAAUGUGGGAUCUUCAGUUUUUUUUAAGUCAAUAAACUAGUAAUGAAUAUCUAGUUUCCAUGGAAAAAAACCCAUAAGUUUUCUCCCCAAAUAUGGGAAGUUUGACUCAGUCUUGCAUUGAAGUUAACUGCCAUACUACCUCUUAGUGUGUAGAUGUCCAUGGAAAGUCCUCCCUGGAAGGGAACAGUUGCCUAAACUGAAGACCGUGAGGCCAAGCAUUUUCCCUGCCUGGCUGUGGUCUGUUACACGUUUGUAUUCCCAGGGAGGAUGUCACUUCCAUAUCUGUUUUCUUCUAGUCUGCACUGCAGAUGCUACAGAGAACCCCACAGUCUCUAAGAAACACCUAGUAACUGUCUUACAAAUCUGCGUAUUAACAGCUUAACUGCUAACCCUUGCAGUGCCCAUGGCCAAGGCAGUGGUCAGUGCUGAUGAAGCUAAAGAGUGAGGAUUUAACUCAUGCUUGACAGCACCCCUGCCUGCUAGGGGGCCACAUUCCAUCGUCAGAACCAGGAAGAUUGGGGCAGUGUAGAAACAUAAGCAGAGGCACUUCUGGGAAAGCGAUGCAGUAGUAUUUAAUUAGAGAGCCUGGGCAUUGUUUCCACGCUACUUUGUCAUACUAGAGAGCCAGGCAAGCUUGAAUAAGGAAGAUGCAGGGGAGUCGUCUUCCUCACUGGCGAGCUGUCUGAACAAGGAGCCAGGAUGUGUCGGGUCACCUGCUCUGGAGAGUGCUGGGGGGCCAACCUGCCAUUAGAUGAAGAGGAAGUGCCUUAAGCCUCCUGCCAGCUCCCCCUCCACUGCACCCCACUCAGGCCACACAACACAGGCAGCAGCACUGAGGAGCAGGGAUGGCUCUAGUAAGAAGGGUCUGAGGGAGCUGCUGGACCAGAGCAGGCUAAACUGAUAGAGCUACAGUCUGAAGACAGCCCAUGCCAGGAAGAGUGGACAUGCGGCUGCUCCUCUGAGGGCCACAGCAUGGAGGCCAGCUGUGUGACAUGGGAACUAGUGUCAUGAAGCCUGGAGGUCAGAAAGAAAGUUGCUUUCUUUUAGGACUGUCUUCCAGAUUUUAAAACCCUAUGUUACUGGGUUUGCUGGCAGGGAAUGUGAGAAAGGAGACUUUUUUGGAAUUUUAUCUAACAAACAGGCAAACCGUGCUCUAAGAAAAGCUGUCAAGCACACAUAUACACAACACAAUCCAGAAAUACCCAGGAGGGCUCCGGCAGGCUUAAUGGAUGGCGUCCUACCAAAACAAAACACGUAUUAAUAAAACAAUGCUCAAGAAAGCAUGCUUCUUCCUGUUUCCCACCCAGCUAAAGGCACAGAUGAGACCAUCUGCAAGACAAGGGUCUGCUUCCCAUGCUCUGAUGGCAGUGCUGGAGUGCCAGUCACCAGUCACUCUCCUUACCCUACAACAUGCAAGAAACCACCUCUGUCCUGUGCUGUGUGUUCUUCACGGGCUGGGACUGGGUACCUGCUCGAGCCAGUGGACGUCUUUCUAUGAGCUCAAGCUAGUGAAACCUUGUAUUCUUGCGCCGCCAUUAAAAAGCAGCCUUAGUGCAUUGCCA